UGGCAAUAAGGAUGGGACGAGCGCCAUGCUGUGAGAAGGUGGGAAUGAAGAAGGGGCGAUGGACGGCAGAGGAAGACCAGAUUCUCUCUGACUACAUCCGGUCCAAUGGCGAAGGCUCGUGGCGUGCUCUUCCCAAAAAUGCCGGGCUGAAAAGAUGUGGAAAGAGCUGUAGAUUGAGAUGGAUAAACUAUCUGAGGUCAGACCUCAAGAGAGGAAACAUAACACCCGAAGAAGAGGACCUCAUUGUUAAGUUGCAUUCUACUUUGGGAAACAGGUGGUCGAUAAUUGCGAGUAAGCUACCAGGAAGAACAGACAACGAAAUUAAAAACUAUUGGAACUCUCACCUCAGCCGUAAACUCCACAAUUUCAUCAAGAAAUCAACCGUGGCUAACAUCGUGGUUAAUGUUCAUCCCCAUCCCUCUAUGCCGCCGCCUAAUCGUAGACCCGGAAGAACCAGCAGAUCGGCCAUGAAACCCAAAUUUACUUCAAACCCUGAAAACAGCAAAAACCCUGCUAAUAAUCAUGUGAAGGCAAACCAAAACAACGUUGAUUUGCCCAUGGCUACAAAGAAGAAUGGAGAAGAAGGCGAAAAAGAGGCAUUAAAUGUGUUGUCAAGUUGUAGCAUGAGUGGAGCCGAGAGAGCUGGUUUGGUACCACGUGACUACGAUGGUUAUUGUAACAAGAGCAUUAAUGAGGACGAUGGAGUUUUGUGUUUCAAUGACGACAUCUUUGAUACUUGUUUUCUAUCGAACGAGUCUGAUGCUGUGAACGUGUUCCCAUCUGAGUCGAACAAUCUAGAGGACUCCAACCAAAAGAAAGGGUUCGCCGCUAGUCAUAUAGACACGAUGGCUGAUGGUUUCAUUGACUGGGACUAUGUUUGUGGAGAUGGUCAAUCCAUUUGUGACGAUGGUUCGGUUUUCUCGUGGCUGUUAGAGGGUGAGAAAUUGGAAUCUAACGGCUUCGGAGAACCGUUGGAUAUUGACGAGGAAAACGCGAUGUUUGCAUGGCUUUUUUCUUGA
Eruca vesicaria subsp. sativa (arugula) is the source of this 1019-nucleotide messenger RNA. Lineage: Eukaryota; Viridiplantae; Streptophyta; Magnoliopsida; Brassicales; Brassicaceae. The record is from the annotation of a GenBank genome assembly.